This is a messenger RNA of Musa acuminata subsp. malaccensis (wild Malaysian banana), 1976 nucleotides long. Its product is annotated as probable WRKY transcription factor 31. Gene Ontology annotation, molecular function: DNA-binding transcription factor activity; sequence-specific DNA binding. The record is from RefSeq and is a predicted model, not a curated record. NCBI's taxonomy places the organism in Eukaryota, Viridiplantae, Streptophyta, Magnoliopsida, Zingiberales, Musaceae. Gene Ontology annotation, biological process: regulation of DNA-templated transcription.
CACCAUCUUAUGUCACCGCGAUCCCCACGACCAAGUCUCAAAGCUUCUCCCUUCCCCUCUUCCUCUACCUCUUUAUUGCCCACCACCUCCACCUGUUAAAAAGACUUCAGACUUCACUCUCCUCUCUUCUUCUUCUCCAAUCCUGAUCACACCAAGCUGCCAAACUUCCAGUUACAUGGACGAAGGCGGAACUACUCGCGGACGAGGGCUCACCUUGAACACCUCCCCUCCUCUCUUUCUCUCACCUCCCUUGGACCACGGCGGCGAUCCCAGGCGCCCGCAGCCCAUGGAGUCCGAUCGAUAUCGCCACCGCAGCGGUGAGAAUCGUCCUGUCGUUAACGAGAUGGAUUUCUUCUCGGAUGAGCGGUGGAAGGCCGUCAGCAAAGUGGAGCCUGAUCUUGAUCUCAAGGUGACGAGGGAAGAUCUCACCAUCAAUACUGGAUUGAAUCUUCUCACUGCCAACGCCGGCAGCGACCAAUCGACGGUAGACGACGGGAUGUCGCCCGCCGAUGACUCCAAGGAGAACAAGAGUGAGCUGGCGGCCAUGCAGGCCGAGCUAGCACGCACGAAGGAAGAGAACCAGAAGCUGAACGAGACGCUGAACCAAUUGACCGCCAGCUAUAAUGCUCUUCAGAUGCAUCUCAUCGCGUUGAUGCAGCAGCAACACCAACCCAAAAGAGACCCACAGGCUCAUGAGGCGGCAGAUGAAAAAGGUCAGGCCACGAAUCACGAACAUGGAGGAGUUCUUGUGCCGAGGCAGUUCAUGGAUCUCGGUCCUGCUGCGGAAGCCGACGAGCCAUCUCACUCGUCGACGGCAAGCCGAGACCAGCCCUCUUCGCCGCCGGACAAUGUCGAAGUGGGAUCGAAGGACCGCCAGUUACACAAGCAGAUUGCUCGACCUGAUCGCGCAAAGUCUAGCAGGGAAGACAGCCCAGACCAAGGCUGGAACCCAAGCAAAGAUCCCAAGUUAUCCCCUUCCAAGAGCACGGAGCAAGUACAAGAAGCCAUCAUGAGGAAAGCUCGCGUAUCUGUUCGAGCACGGUCUGAAGCACCCAUGAUCACCGAUGGAUGCCAGUGGAGGAAGUACGGACAGAAGAUGGCGAAAGGAAACCCAUGCCCCCGGGCUUACUACAGAUGCACCAUGGCCACCGCAUGCCCUGUCCGCAAACAGGUGCAGAGGUGCGCGGAGGACCGUUCGAUCCUGAUAACGACCUACGAGGGCACUCACAACCACCCGCUCCCGCCGGCGGCCAUGGCGAUGGCGUCGACCACCUCGGCCGCAGUGUCGAUGCUGCUGUCGGGGUCGAUGUCGAGCCCCGAGGGGCUUAUGAACCCCAACUUCCUCGCACGAACAAUCCUGCCGUACUCGUCGAGCAUGGCGACCAUAUCGGCCUCGGCUCCCUUCCCCACCGUGACGUUGGAUCUCACUCACAACACCAACGCGCUGCAGUUGCAGCGGCCACCUGCCCAGUUCCCCCUCUCGUUCCCUGGUGUCGCUGCCACCGCUGCUGCUGGCUUCAUUGCGCCGUCGCAGAUCAUGGGGCAGGCGCUGCACAACCAAUCAAACUUCUCGGGGCUUCAGAUGCCUGUAGGGAUGGAGGCCGCGCACCUUCUGCACCCAAAAGCCCAGUCGGCGCUUCCGUCCACUCUUGCCGACACGGUGAGCGCUGCCACGGCGGCCAUAACAGCAGACCCCAACUUCACUGCUGCUCUCGCCGCCGCCAUCUCAUCAAUCAUCAGCGGGAAUCACCAGUCUGCAAGCAACUACGACGACAACAAGAGCAGCGCCAAUAAAACCAGCAGCGAUGGCAACAACAACAAAGACGACAACCCGUCCCGUUCCAAUUUUCGGGCCACCCAAUAGUCCUCUUCGAUCAUAAUCACAUCCAAACUUUUUAUCUAUUUUUCCCCGCAUUAUUCUUUGGUUUUGUGAAGAAAAAUCAUGCAAUGCAAUACAAUACGCCUUUCCUUCCUUU